This is a messenger RNA of Saccostrea cuccullata (small rock oyster), 1432 nucleotides long. RefSeq lists its product as uncharacterized. The record is from RefSeq and is a predicted model, not a curated record. The coding region runs from base 917 to 1318 and encodes 133 amino acids. The transcript has 4 exons. NCBI's taxonomy places the organism in Eukaryota, Metazoa, Mollusca, Bivalvia, Ostreida, Ostreidae.
UGUAAUGAAAGGAGCGCUGAAGGUAUUGAAAGACUUUUGUACUGAAAAAGAUGUAGAUCUGGCGGUUACAUGUACAACAAACAAAGAUUUGAAUGAUUUGCUACGAAAAUUUUAUGCUGCAGUAAGAACCCAGAAAGGGGAGCUCUAUUCCAAAAAAUCCUACAUGUCCAUUCGCUAUGGUCUGCAAAAACAUUUUGAAAAAGAACUUGGAGUCGAUAUUGUUAAUUCUCCGGAUUUUAAAGCAGCAUACAAAAUUUUUUCCGCAAUGUUAGCCAAACUUAAACGAGAGGGAAAGUCGGCGGUGAUGCAUAAAGAUCCGUUGUUAAAAGAGGACUUAGAAAACCUCGACACAUCUUUCGACCUGGAUACACCUAGCGGACUUCAAAAUAAAGUGUUUAUAGACUUUAUGAUGUACUUUUGCAACAGGUGAAGGGAGAACCUGAGAGGGUUACAGAAAUCAGACUUUUCUAUCAAUGAAAAUGGUAAAUAUAUUGAAAUGCGUGACAUGGCAACAAAGAAUCAUAAAGGAGAUGAACAAGAUGGUGAAAGCCAAGGUGGAAGAAUUUAUAAAAUCAAUGGAGAACUUUGUCCAUACAAAUCCUUUACAAAGUAUUUGUCUAUGUUAAAUAAGGAUUGUAAGGCAUUCUUCCAACGCCCGAAAAGACUCCUACAGAGUCAAGAUAAGUCAACUUGGUACGAAAAUUCCCCUGUUGGGAAAAAUACCCUGGGAAAUAAGAUGAAAACAUUGUCCGAGGAAGCUAAACUGAGUAGAAGCUACACAAAUCACUGUCUAAGAGCCACAUCAAUUACAUUACUGGAUGGUUUUGAAGCACGUCACAUCAUGACCAUUUCAGGCCACAAAUCAGAAACUAGUAUUAGAAGUUAUUCUAGGACAGGAAAUGAACAGAGAGAAUAGAUGGCCCGGACAAUUGCUGGAGCAUUAUCAGGUGAUGAUCAAAUGGAUGGAAUUAAUCACAAUUAUAAGGAGAAGAAAAUGCAGUCUGUAAGACUUAAUGAAACAGUUGCUGGAGCAUUGUCAGGUGAUGACAAAUAUGUGGGGCCAAGCAAUUCUUUGAAUGGUAUUUACCACCAGGAGAUGACUGUACAGUUUAAUGAAUCGACUUCAGGUAAAGAGUUUGCCUAUGAUGAUAUGGACCUCCUAGAGUUGACAUCGUCCCAGGAAACAUUCAUAUUGAAUGAUAUACAAAAUCUUCUGCCCGUUGCUCAACCACAGAACUUACCUAGAGCAGCAACUCCUACAGCAGCACCUGUUUAUUAUUUUCCAAAUUCCACUGUACACAUUCAUCAUCACAAUUAAUUUCACUACAAAUUUUGAUCUUAGAGAAAAUUUGAACAGUUAAAAUAAAUCAGUUUAUUAAGUAUUCAUUUAAAUUAUUAAAUGUUAAUUGAAUCUUUAUAUUCUGUUUCCAGC